Molecule: messenger RNA, 948 nt
Organism: Aspergillus welwitschiae
Lineage: Eukaryota; Fungi; Ascomycota; Eurotiomycetes; Eurotiales; Aspergillaceae
Exons: 1
Coding region: 400-699 (99 amino acids)
Source: RefSeq, a predicted model, not a curated record
GAUCUGCCGGCAUACACCAAUCAGUCAUAGUGAACCCAGUCUUCGGAAUCUCCACUUCCCAAAGAACCGGCUGUUUGUCCCAUUGCCAUGUGGUUCGGUUAUCGACACUCGACAUCCACAACAAUAUCCCUAUCCCCCAAUAAGCUUUUCGGAAAAAUCAUGAUGUUGACAAAUACUUCCACGGGGUUAUCGAACUAUACUUUCAUCGACCGGUCUACUCGCUAUGGCUAAAGGGUGGACAGAGUAAAAAGGGAGAGGGUCCGCGCUACUCGUGGAGUCUACCCAAUCCGGUAUCCUCCGAAAACAAUGCAACGAGACGAGGGCAGCCACUGAUUUAUACUUUGGAGGCGAAUCCGCGAGCGGUGGAAAACGCAGCCAUCACAACACGAUUCAUUGGGGAUGAGAAGUCUACAUGAUCCUACUAGAUCAGAAUUAGACGUCACACCGGCCCUAGCGGGAUUCGAAACCAUAUCUCGCGACUUGCACAAGGGAGAUUCUAUUAAUUCCGCCCCAUCGACCUGGCUCUGGAAUCAAAGAAGGAUGCGGCACGAUUCAGUCCCUCUACAAAUCCUGAAAUAUCAACCGAAGGAGUCAACAAACCUUGCGGAAAGCAACUCCAACGUAGCCCACGUGGCUCACCGAGUACCACCCGCGAUAGCCACAAAAAUAGAAUCAGAAAUAAUGCCCCCACCCCGAUAAAGAAAAUGUUUGUCCAGCAUAUGAGAUCUAUAGGGGUUAUCAUCGGAUUACUGCUGGAAGUGAUUACCGGUCCUAGGGACUGAGCAUCUGGCCACUGUAACAAAUUCUUUAAUUUGGUCUGCCCUCUGUUCAGCACGGCGUCUCUCAGGAUUAGAUGAGACUCAACAAAAGGAACUACCACAUUGAAAGGAGACCUCCCGGGAGUUAUGGUUAAGGCGGCAUACAAGGUGACAAUGAAAAUAGUAGGGC